Verruconis gallopava is the source of this 2390-nucleotide messenger RNA. RefSeq names its product glutathione-disulfide reductase. Gene Ontology annotation, biological process: cell redox homeostasis; glutathione metabolic process; cellular response to oxidative stress. Lineage: Eukaryota; Fungi; Ascomycota; Dothideomycetes; Venturiales; Sympoventuriaceae. The record is from RefSeq and is a predicted model, not a curated record. Gene Ontology annotation, molecular function: glutathione-disulfide reductase (NADPH) activity; flavin adenine dinucleotide binding; NADP binding. Bases 291 to 1829 code for a protein of 512 amino acids. The transcript is spliced from 2 exons. Gene Ontology annotation, cellular component: mitochondrion; cytosol.
CUGCAGCCAUCCUCCAGGCGUGGCGAGUCGUGACGCUUCGUGCUGGGACCAAUAAUCCCGUCCUCGCAGAUCAAUCCGCCUGCCCGUACCUUGCCUAUCGGAGCCUUGCAUUGCGUGCUUAGAUUGAUUAUCUUGACUGUUCUAAUCAGCGUCCGUUGGCUUGCAGCAACCAAUCCUGCACGGCCGGACCGCAAGCUCCAGGCCUAACCUCUCUUACAAAUUUCGUCAUUUGCCCUGACAAAUAUAAGCUCCCUCGUCCCUCUUUUUCCUAGCUACGUCUACCAUUAUAUAUGAAGCCUCCCGGCCGGCCCAACCUUUUUCACACCACGUUUACCAAGGCCGUACACUCACACGCUUCCAGACUGGCUGCGCAACGACUCUCGGCCGUCUCACGACAGUUUUCUUUGUCGGCACAGGCCAUGGCGCCAAUACAGAAGGAGUGUGAUUUCUUGGUAAUCGGGGGCGGCAGUGGUGGCCUUGCAUCUGCAAGGCGGGCAAGUGGCAUGUAUGGAGUCAAGACGAUUGCGAUCGAGAGCAAGCGAUUGGGUGGUACUUGCGUCAACGUCGGGUGUGUCCCAAAGAAGAUCACCUGGAACGCGGCAUCGAUUGCUGAGACGAUACGUCACCACGCAAAGCCCUACGGCUUCACGGUAGAGGAACCUGCGCCAUUCGACUGGUCUACCUUCAAGAAGAAACGAGACGCGUACGUCAAGCGCCUGAACGCCAUAUAUGAGAAAAAUCUCGGCAAUGACAAAGUAGAGUACAUUCACGGCUGGGCCAGCUUUACGGGUAAGAACGAAGUCGAGGUCAAGCUGGAUGACGGCACCACGCAGUCCAUCAAGGCGAAGAAGAUCCUAAUUGCCGUUGGCGGCCAGCCGACCAGGCCAGACACAAACAAAAUUCCCGGCGCGGACUUGGGAACCGACAGCGAUGGCUUCUUCGAGAUUGAGAACCAACCGAAGAAAGUUGCCAUUGUGGGUGCCGGAUACAUAGCUGUGGAGUUUGCGGGCAUGUUCAACGCCUUGGGGACUGAGACCCAUUUGUUCUUCCGCCACGACAAAUUUCUGCGCACCUUUGAUCCAAUGAUCCAGGACAAGGUUGUUGCAGAGUAUGAGAGGCAGGGUGUGCAUCUGCACAAGAACUCGAAGCCGACGAAGAUUGAGGAGGUGGGCGAUGGUCAGAAGCGCAUUUACUACUCGGACAGCAAUGGAGAGGGCACGGUCGAUGUGGACCACAUCAUUUGGGCUAUUGGGCGCACGCCACUGACGCAGGGUCUUGGGCUAGAGAAGCUCGGUGGCAUUGAUUUGAAUGAGAAGGGCCAUAUUAAGGUAGACAAGUUCCAGAACACCAGUGUAGAGAACAUCUACGCCCUGGGAGAUGUGUGCGACCGGGGUUUCGAACUCACGCCUGUCGCUAUUGCCGCCGGUCGUCGUCUCGCCGAUCGUCUCUUCGGUGGCAAGCCGGAGGCGCAUCUCGAGUACGAGAACAUCCCGUCAGUUGUAUUCUCACAUCCUGAAGUUGGCUCCAUCGGCUUAACGGAACCGGAGGCACGAAAAAAGUAUGGCGACAGCGUGAAGGUGUACCAGGCGAGCUUCACAGCAAUGUAUUACGCCAUGAUGGACAUGGACCAGAAGGCCCCAACGGCUUACAAAAUCGUGUGCGAAGGACCAAAGGAAAGGGUUGUAGGCUUGCACAUAAUGGGCCUUGGAAGCGCCGAGAUCCUUCAGGGUUUUGGGGUUGCAAUCAAAAUGGGAGCAACGAAGGCUGAUUUCGAUCGUUGUGUUGCUAUUCAUCCAACAAGCGCCGAGGAGUUGGUCACGAUGAAAUAGAGAUGCUGAUUAGACCAGAUAAGUGCAUGAGAGCAUAGAUGGUUUUUUCAAGCCACCUACCGCGUGCUGUAUUACAAUCUAAAGUGACUGAUCACAACGUACACAGAUAUGCGUCUGGUCGAAUCUGUGCAAAGCGACUUGCACUUUUGCAAACUCGUGCAGUACCACAUGUCUCCUAGUCGAUACGAAAUGGGCGAGACUUGCAUCCGAUGGUCCUUAUCGCUGCACAUAAUACAUACAAGUGCAUAUUCCCCAGAAAUUCUGCCCUGUCGGUGAUUUCUUUGCGUCUUUGCACGACACCAGCUUACCGAAUGUUCGUCAUCUUAGCUAGUCAUUGGAUGACAGGAUCGUCUCAGCUCCAAGUGAGGCAUGUCCCAUCGCUUUCACUGAGGUCCGGCAAGCUACCUUCUCCCAUUCAUGGCCAGCCAACGUUGCAAAGAUUGUUGGUAACUAAUAUAUGAGCCUGGAAAAGCAUGAGUCGUUUAUAACUUGUUGACAUCCGGAGGGGUUCAGUCCAUCGAAUGUACGCAGGAUAUGUAGAGAUAUGGUAUGUGAUCUUCU